GGAAAAUCGGGAGUUUACAAGAAAUGUGAUAGCAGCAGCGGUGGGCAGGACUGACUGAAGUCCAGGAGAUGAGUGUCAGCAUGGAUGAAGAGGAGGAUUCUGACCUUCUGUCUCUGAGGAGCGACUGGUCCAAAGAGAGAUCUCCAUUCUUUAAUGGUGACCCUAAACCCUCAGACAUAAGACGGAGCUCAAACUCUGCAGGAUCUGACCUUCUGUCUCUGAGGAGCGACUGGUCCAAAGAGAGACCUCCAUUCUUUAAUGGUGACCCUAAACCCUCAGACACCAGACUGACUGACGUCCAGGAGAUGAGUAUGGAUGAAGAGGAAGAAGGAGCCGAGUCUGAAGGAUCCGACCUUCUGUCUCUGAGGAGCGACUGGUCUAAAGAGAGACCUCCGUUCUUUAACGGUGACCCUAAACCUUCAGGCUCAAGACUUCCUGAAGUCCAGGAGAUGAGCGUCAGCAUGGAUGAAGAGGAGGAUUCUGACCUUCUGUCUCUGAGGAGCGACUGGUCCAAAGAGAGACCUCCAUUCUUUAACGGUGACCCUAAAAUCUCAGACAUAAGAAAGAGGAAGAGGAGCAUUACUGCAGAGGAGCAGCAGCAGCCCAGCCCUACGUGGCGUCAGGACGCUCGGAAGGAUCAAGUCUACAGCAGCUUUGGCUUGGAGAAGGUUUUAGAUGAACACAAGAGGAGUGUGAGGAGGAGAUGUGAACGUGUGACUGAAGGAAGUGAUGAAUCCGGAGGAGGAAUCCUCCUCAACAGGAUCUACACUGAGCUCCACAUCACAGAGGGACAGAGUGGGGAGGUCCAGUGGGAACACGAAGUGAUGCAGCUGGAGACAGCUUCCAGGACGGAGAAGCACCACGACACUGCCAUCAGGUGUCAGGACAUCUUCAAAACCUCAGCCGCGCAGCAGAGACCCAUCCGAGUGGUUCUGACCAACGGCGUGGCCGGUGUGGGAAAAACCUUCUCGGUGCACAAGUUCACCCUGGACUGGGCCGAGGGCCUGGAGAACCAGGAUGUCGGUGCGCUGGUCGUCCUGUCCUUCAGGGAGCUGAACCUGGUCCGACAUCAGCAGUACAGUCUUCUCAGACUGCUCCAGGUUUUCCACCCAGCCUUACAGGAGGUGACGGCAGAGAAGCUGGCCGUCUGCAGACUGUUGUUCAUCCUUGACGGUCUGGAUGAAAGCAGACUUUCUCUGGACUUCCAUAGUGGACCGAAUGUUUCUGACGUCACACAGGAGUCAUCGAUUGACUUGCUCCUCACUAACCUCAUUCAGGGUAAUCUGCUUCCUUCAGCUCGGGUCUGGAUCACUUCCAGACCGGCAGCAGCCAAUCAGAUCCCUCCAUCAUGUGUGGACAGGCUGACAGAAGUGCGAGGCUUCACUGACGCCCAGAAGGAGGAGUACUUCAGGAGGAGACUGAGCGAUGAGGAGCUGUGCAGCAGGAUCAUCUCCCACAUCCAGACCUCCAGGAGCCUCCACAUCAUGUGCAGAAUCCCAGUCUUCUGCUGGAUCACUGCUACAGUUCUGGAGCACAUGUUGAGCACAGAGCAGAGAGGAGAGCUGCCCAAGACCAUGACUGACAUGUACUCCCACUUUAUAAUGGUUCAGAAAAUAAGGAAGAGGCAGAAGUACCAUGAGGGACCAGAGACAUGUCCAGAGGAACUGAGUGAGGCUGACAGGGAGGUUCUUCUAAAUCUGGGGAGGAUGGCUUUUGAACAUCUUGAGAGAGGAAACAUCGUUUUCUACCAAGACGACCUGAAGCAGUGUGGUCUGGAUGUGUCAGAGGCCUCGGUGUACUCUGGAGUUUUUACCGAGAUCUUCAGAAGAGAGUGUGUGAUCUUCCAGAAACCAGUCUACUCCUUCAUUCAUCUGAGCAUUCAGGAGUUUCUGGCUGCAGUUUACGUGUUCCACUGUUACUCCAACAAGAAGACCGACGUGCUCGAGAAGUUUCUGGAGAAUGACUGGGAAACUCGCUUCUUCCCCUGUCUGUCAGACUUCAUGGAGAAAGUCACUAAGAAAUGUCACAGGAGUCAAACUGGUCACCUGGAUCUGUUUGUCCGUUUCCUCCACGGCCUCACCUUGGAGUCCAACAGGAAAAUCUUAGGAGACGUCCUCGGUCAGAUACAGAUCUGUACAUUUACCAUCCCGGCAAUCAUCAAAAACCUGAAGUCGAUGAAAAUGUUUGAAAACUCUUAUUUCAGAAGUGCAUUGAUGGGCCCCGAUCUGAAGAAGAUGAAUAUGACUCCGGACAGAAGCAUCAACAUCUUCCAUUGUCUGAUGGAGAUGAAGGACCUCUCAGUGCAGCAGGAGAUCCAGGAGUUCCUGAAGUCAGAGAACAGAUCAGAGAAGGAGCUCUCUGGGAUCCACUGCUCAGCUCUGGCACACAUGCUGCAGAUGUCGGAGGAGGUUCUGGAGGAGUUCGACCUGAAGACGUAUAAUGCGUCCACGGAGGGUCUGCUGAGGCUGAUUCCAGCUGUGAGGAACUGCAGGAAGGCUCGACUGAGUGCCUGUGGACUGACGGGGGCUCACUGUGAAAUCGUGGCCUCGGCGCUGAAGUCCAACCCGUCACAUCUGACCGAGCUCGCAUUUAGGAUUCACGACUCCCCGGCGGCCGCGGCGGGGGUGCCGUUCCUGUGUGCCGGACUGACGAGUCCACAUUGUAAACUGGAGACUUUAAGGUUUGAACGCAGCACAGUGCCAAGCGACGCCUUAGCGUCUCUGUUCUCCGCCCUUCAGUCCAACCCCUCCCGUCUGAAACAUCUGGACCUGAGGUACAACAUGCUGGGGGAGGCGGGAAUGAAGCAGCUCUGUGAAUUUCUGGAGAGUCCUCACUGCAAACUGGAGACUCUGGGAUUGAAGCGCUGCAAUAUAUAUUGUGAGUUCAGCCCGUCUCUGUACUCGGCUCUGAAGUCCAACCCCUCCCAUCUGAAACACCUCAGCCUGAGUUCCAACUUCAUUUACGACUCAGGGCUGCGGCAGCUGUGUGGGUUUCUGGAGAGUCCACAGUGCCGACUGGAGAGCCUCAGACUUUCAAACAGCUGGUUGACAGGUGACGGCUGUUGUUCCCUGGCCUCGACCCUGAAGUCCAUCCCGUCUUCUCUGAAGUAUCUGAAACUAUCAGGAAAUCACGAAAUCCUCGAUUCGGGCGUGCAACACCUGUGUGGUUACCUGGAGAGUCCACUCUGCAGACUGGAGACUCUGAGAUUGAGAUAUUGCGGUAUGUCCCCAGCCAGCUGUGGAUUUCUGGUCUCUGCUCUGAAGUUGAACCCCUCCCAUCUGAAACAUCUGGAUGUGACAAAGAACAAGUUGCAGGAGUCAGAUGUGCAGCAGCUGCUUGAGCUUGUGGAGAAUCCAGCCUAUAGUCUGCAGACUGUGAGCUGGGAAAAGCCUGACACUGUGUGAUCUGAGACAGGAGGCUGUCUGUCCUGAAGAUUGACAGGGGCUGGAGGGUUGUGAGAAUACGUCACUGAAAGCCAGUUAACCAACUGCUAUUGGUAGGGAACUUAUUAUGAUAUACAAUGCAACACAAAGUGCCUCAUGUAUUGAAAACGGACUUCAAAUCAGCUUCACAGCAUUCCCCCCCCCCCCCCCCCCCCCAAAAAAAAAAAACAAAACAAAACAAACAAACAAAAAACCCUGUGGAAAUUAAUGAAUGAAUAAAUAUAUAAUUUAAGAUUAAUGAAGUAGAAGACAAUGUAAAAACAACAAGAAAUCUUUUUUGGACAACUUUAUUACCAGCAAAAAAAAACAAACAUAACAAAGAACAUUAGUAAUAGUGGAUAUGAGGUAUAAGACGGUUGAAAAGGAUUACAUAAAAGAUAAAGCACUGACGUUAAAAAAAUGUCGGUGCUUUCUGCAGCCCUCGGUUCCUCUGGCAGGCUGUUACAUAAACAUGGUGCAUAAUUAUGGAAGGCUGUCUCACCGUGAGGACAACCAGGGCAACACUUCAUUCUGGUCCGGGUUGAGCGGUUUAAGGUCCUCUUCCAUCCAGAAUUCAUCGAGGUCCAGGAUACAUUUGAAAAAGGGCAUCAGUUUCCCCUGUGUCACCUGUAGAUGUGGUUAUAUGCAACUGUGAAAGUUGAUGCCAGGCCUGACACUCUGAAUGUAUAAAAUUAUAAAGCAAAGAGGCCCAGGGUUGACUCCUGGGGCAGUCCACAUUUAAUUUUUAUAAAUUCCUGAAACCAGCUGUUUCAGUCUCUUUAACAGUUUGUAGCGAUCUACGUUUUAAACGGAGCUUUAAGAUCUACGACUAAACUUGCACCUGAGAUCAUUUCUGACCUUUGUCAACACUGCAGUUCAGCCUGAAACCAGACACUCUGUUUCUCAAAACUGUAAAAAAAACUGUAAACUGUAAAAAAAAAAAAA
This is a messenger RNA of Salarias fasciatus (jewelled blenny), 4367 nucleotides long. Its product is annotated as NACHT, LRR and PYD domains-containing protein 12-like. NCBI's taxonomy places the organism in Eukaryota, Metazoa, Chordata, Actinopteri, Blenniiformes, Blenniidae. The transcript has 12 exons. Bases 69 to 3404 code for a protein of 1111 amino acids. The record is from RefSeq and is a predicted model, not a curated record. Gene Ontology annotation, molecular function: protein binding.